AUGCCUAGGUCUUUCCUUGUGAAGAAGAAACGUGCGGCGCAUGGAGCAUGGCAAUGGAAAGAACCAGAACAGCACGAGUGGAAAGAAGAGAACAUUCCAGUGAGUGAAAUGACUAAGGAGCAGAAAUCCUGCAGUUCUGACACCCAACAGCCUGCCACAGUGCCUCUUCCAGUAGCCACUUCUGGAUGUGGGCCAGCAGCAGGAAUUCUAGUUCCAGUGCCUUGGCAAGGAUCAGGAGCACCAGAGGUAGACACCAGGCCAGACUGGUCCACACUAAUGCUCCGUGGCUCCCUCUACCAUCACAGCGCAUUGGCCCUGGUCAGCAGAGCGAAGUCCCGUCCCCGCUCUUCCCCCAUCUCAGGUGACUUUGUGUGCUCAGUGUGUCACAAGAUCUUCCCCCUGCAGCGCAUGUUAACCCGCCACCUGAAGUGCCACAGCCUGGUGAAAAGACAUCCUUGUAGAUUCUGUGGCAAAGGAUUCAACGAUACCUUCGACCUCAAGAGGCAUAUGCGAACACACACAGGUAUCCGUCCUUACAAGUGUGAGCUGUGUGAGAAAGCCUUCACACAGCGAUGCUCUCUGGAGUCCCAUAUGAGGAAGAUUCAUGGCGUUCACCAGCAGUACGCCUACCGCCAGAGACGCUCCAAGAUCUUUGUUUGUGAGGAUUGUGGCUUCACGUCAAGCCGUCCCGAUGAGUACUUCCUUCAUGUGAGACAGUGCCACCCCGGCAGUCCUGCACUACGCAGGUACUACCGCCGCCAGGCCCAUGAGAGCAGCAGCUUCGCAUCUGCGGACCAUAAACUCAACCCCUAUUUGCUGUACUCAACCCCUUCAUACUACAUGAAGGGUUCGCUGUAG
Messenger RNA from Stegastes partitus (bicolor damselfish), 858 nucleotides. Its product is annotated as putative transcription factor ovo-like protein 3. The record is from RefSeq and is a predicted model, not a curated record. The transcript has 4 exons. Gene Ontology annotation, molecular function: DNA-binding transcription factor activity, RNA polymerase II-specific; RNA polymerase II cis-regulatory region sequence-specific DNA binding. The coding region runs from base 1 to 858 and encodes 285 amino acids. Gene Ontology annotation, biological process: regulation of transcription by RNA polymerase II; epidermal cell differentiation. Lineage: Eukaryota; Metazoa; Chordata; Actinopteri; Pomacentridae. Gene Ontology annotation, cellular component: nucleus.